ACAAUCUAAUCGAGUCGAACAGCGUGAGAGUGGACAGAAACGACACCAACCAAACAAGGCAUGGAAAGAAACUGACGUUCCUCGUUGUGUUGUGCAGCCUGCAGCUUUCCUUUCACAAAAAUGUCUUGUUCCUUCUUCCAUGGCCGCAUCGUUUCCUUUCGAUGCGCACGAGGGUUCUUACUUCUCUUCUAAACUCGUAAUCUCAACCAUUUGCUUCCUUCUUCCCCUCUUUUUAAUUAUUAAAAAAAAUACCUUUUCUUUGCCCGAAAAUUACCUGAAGUUGAUCAAUUAAUUAAGAUUUAAUUCCUCCCCUUUUACCUUCCUCAAAGGUUCAAGCCCAAAGCUCUAUAAUGGCCGCCUCAACUCUUCCCUUCUCUGUCUAAUAUUUGCUUUCAUUUCCUUAUCCGUCUAUCUCGAGGUAGGCACAAUUGUUUGGAAUGGCAAAGGAUGAAGAUUCAGGCAGUCCCAGCUGGGCUUCUUCAUUUUUCACACAGACAACGGAGGAUGUGGCAAGAGCUGUUGCUGCUGCUGCAACUGUUGUUCAUUCCCCAAGGCCAUCUGUAAUAUUUUCAUCUAAAGAUGAUCAUAGUAAUGGCCAUAUUCAGAGGUUCCAGAAUCAUGUUUCAAAAUUAAUAAAAGGCUUCUCACGCACUUCUGAUGUUAAAGUUGCAAAUUACAAUCCUGAAGUCCUAACAAGUCAGAAGCGACAAUGGGCAGCAAACUUUCAGUUGCAGUACUUGGACCAUAGGUCUUGGAAGGAGCCAACGCGGCUGUUUGAAAGCAUGGUAGUUGUGGGACUUCAUCCUAAUUGUGAUAUUCAGGCACUGCAGAGGCAAUAUGUUCAAAGAAAGUCUGAAGGUUCGGGUAAAUUUAGAAGUGCACUUGGCCAUCAGAAUCAAUCCCGUGUAGAACCCAGCUUUGAGCCUCAGGUUUUUACACAUGUCUUAUUUGUUUACCCUCCAGAAAAACAUCUGCCUCUUAAAUACAAGGAUCUCGUCUCUUUUUGCUUUCCUGGAGGCCUGGAGGUUCGUGCUGUUGAGAGAACCCCUUCCAUGAGUGAGCUGAACGAAAUUCUUCUUGGGCAGGAGCACCUUAAACAAAGUGAUCUGUCUUUUGUAUUCAGGCUACAGGGCGCUGAUAAUUCAACACUUUAUGGAUGCUGUGUUUUGGUUGAAGAAUUAGUACAAAAGCCCUCGGGAUUGCUUUCACUGAUUUCUGAUAAGAACCCAUCAUCGUCUUUGAGACGUCAUAUACUAACCACUCAGAGAUGUUAUUGCAUUCUUUCAAGGCUCCCAUUUUUCGAAUUGCACUUUGGUGUAUUGAAUAGGUGAGUGUUAAUACAAAGUUUACUGAUGAGAA
Molecule: messenger RNA, 1359 nt
Organism: Prosopis cineraria
Lineage: Eukaryota; Viridiplantae; Streptophyta; Magnoliopsida; Fabales; Fabaceae
Exons: 7
Coding region: 438-1331 (297 amino acids)
Source: RefSeq, a predicted model, not a curated record